Messenger RNA from Penicillium canescens, 1386 nucleotides. RefSeq lists its product as uncharacterized. The transcript has 3 exons. The record is from RefSeq and is a predicted model, not a curated record. Gene Ontology annotation, biological process: transmembrane transport. Gene Ontology annotation, molecular function: transmembrane transporter activity. Bases 1 to 1386 code for a protein of 461 amino acids. NCBI's taxonomy places the organism in Eukaryota, Fungi, Ascomycota, Eurotiomycetes, Eurotiales, Aspergillaceae. Gene Ontology annotation, cellular component: fungal-type vacuole membrane.
AUGGCUGAGAAUACAUCCCAGAGGGGCGUUGAAUAUUCCAGUUCUACCGCCAAUUCCUCUUACACGACAUCCGCCACGACGUACACCAAUUUCAACGAGCGCUCUCCGUUAUUUGGUUACCCUGAGUGUGUUCCCGAGACUCAAGAAGUUCGCGAAGAUGAAGAUGAAGAUGAACAGCUCAAGUGCGACAAUAACAGAAUACCCGAUGGAGGGCUUGUGGCUUGGACUCAGGUACUGACCGGACAUCUGGUUGUGUUCAAUGUAUGGGGCUAUAUCACAUCGUAUGGAUUCUUUCAGGAAUACUACGUCAAGACCCUAGGUGCUAGCCCGGCCAAUGCCUCCUGGAUAGGAGCGAUGCAGAUGUUCCUCGUCCACUUCCUGGCGACUUUAUCAGGACGGUGGAUGGACGCGGGAUAUCUGCGCCAAUGUAUUGCUCUUGGAUGUCUCUUUCAAGUCGCCGGUGCUCUUGCAACUUCAUUUGGGACUCAGCUAUGGCACUUCUGGCUGGCCCAAGGCAUUCUCAGUGGAAUGGGUCAUGGCCUCGUCUUCAGUCCUAUGAUCUCACUAUAUGCAACCUACUUCUCCACCAAACGAGUGAUGGCUGUGUCACUGGCUUCUUGCGGUGCAGCCACUGGAGGAAUGGUUUUCCCCGUGGUUGCCUACAAGUGUUUCGACACCAUUGGAUUUGCUUGGACGGUCCGAAUAAUGGCGGCUAUCAUACUCGCUAACAGCGCCGUCAUUGUCAAGUUCACCCGGUCAAGGAUUGUCCCGAGGAGUAUGCCUCCCUGGGUGGAUUUCAGUGCAUUCCGCGAGCGGUCUUACCUCCUCUUCUCAAUAGGAUCAUUCCUGAUCUUUGAGGGGAUCUAUUUUGCAUAUAUCUAUGUCCGACAAUAUGCUCAGGUCCAUACCGGGUUCACUCCGAGCGAUUCACUUCUCAUUUUGAUUAUCAUGAACGGGGUUGGUAUUCCAGCCCGUAUUGCAGCUGCAUUUGUGGCGGACCGCUGGAUAGGUGCAGUAAGGACCUGCAUUGCAGUCUCCAUUCCUUGCGGGAUUGCGAUCCUCGCUUGGAUUGCGGUUCACACCCACUAUGGCAUGUUCAUUUGGGCCACGAUAUAUGGACUACUAGUCAACGGUGUACAGAGCCAAUUGCCAGCGGCAAACGCGUAUUUUGGAUCAAAAGACCCAGAAAAGUCCGGAAGGCGUGUUGGAAUGAUCACCACGAUCAACAGCAUUCCGCUGCUGACAGGCCCUUACAUCGCAGGGAAGUUGAUCGAUCUGCGGGGAGGCGACUACUUGUACGCGCAACUAUUCGGUGGCCUUUGCAUUCUGUCUGGAACAUUGUUUGUAAUGGGAUCUCACCUGUCGGAGGUCAAAACAUGUACAUAA